AUGGCCGAUAAUAAUUUCGACACAACUUUCCAAUCAACUUCAAAGGUAUUUUCUUUUUUUUUGUUCUAGAAAAUUAAUAAAGAAGUGUUUUUGUAGAAGCUGAUUCUCCCAAAAGCUCCACCCGAAUACGAAUUCUAUGAUAAUCAUGAUGAAUUUUCCACUGAUGAAUUGGUUCGAUUAUUGGCGUUUAUGGAGGGAGAAUUGGAAGCCAGAGAGGAUGUUAUUGAACAUUUAAAGGUAAGUAGUUUUUGGGGAAAAGUAACAGAGUUAUUAAUAUUUAAGUGGAUUUGAGGAAAAACAGGAUUUUUCUGAGGAAAAGCUGAAAAAUUGAUCUUGUCAGGAAAAAUGGUUUUUUAAAGGUACAUACCGUACUCGAUGCGAGUUAGAUGUGCAGGUUCUACCGUAGCAUGCGCCUUUAAUAAUAGGAAACAAAUCACAUUUUUUGCAAGCAGAAAUUUUUCUUCAUCAAACAUUAUUAUUUUUAAAAUUUCAGGCUUGCAAAAAUCAAUUUUGCUUUAAAAAUUACUCUGGAAAAUUGAUCUGGUCAGGAAAAAAUGGUUUUUUAAAGGAACAUACCGUACCUGCGUAUCUAACUCAUCUCGAGUUAGAUGUGCAGGUUCUACCGUACUUUAGCAUGCGCCUUGAAUUUGAAAGGUUGAUUUUUCCGCCCAAGCAAAAAGUUCACAUUUUUUGCAAGCAAAAUUUUUCCCACGAAUAUUUACUUUUUCAAAAUUUUUAUUCAUCAAACAUCGCUGCAGGUUAUUAUUUUCAAAAUUUCAGCUAAUUUCAGGGUUUGAAAAUAUCAAAGAUCUAGGAAAAUGUCGAUUUUUUGAAAAUAAAGAGUUAGAUAUGCAGGUGGUACUGUAUGCUCCUUUUGGUACUGUAUGCACCUUUAAAACCUGUUUUUCCAGCGUGAACGAACAAAAAUCCUGUUGGCCGAAGCGAAAUACGGAAAACUCAGCGUAAAUGAUCCAUUCGCCGCUCUCCGCCGCGAUUCUACAGUAACCAAUGAGAUAAUCGACGAGGAGAAAAUUGCACAAAUGUACGAAUCACAAGUUGAGCAACUGGAAAAAUUGAUUGCUGCGCAGAAAAAGACGCAGAAAAAUGCGGCAUUUGUAAGUUUACAGCUGGAAAAAAUCACCUGAAAAAGUUUUUUUGCAGCUGCUCGGUGCACUUGAUAAGAAGCAUUAUAAAUUGAUUCGAAAAUUGGAGGCGGAUCGAAAUGCGAAAAUAAAAUAUGCAAAACAGGGCGAUGAUUUGGUGGCGGUUUUGGAGAAAGAGAGGGGGAAUUUACAGCAACAGGUAGAGGAAUUUUGACUAGAAAAGUUCAUUUUUUUUAUUAAAAAGGCAUCAAUUCUUUUUUGGUCAGAAAUUUGAUCUUUUUGGUCAUAAAUUGACCAAAAUUUCCCAACUUUUUGGUAAAUUUCUGACCAAAUUUGGGCUCAAAAAAAGCUCAAAAAACAACGACACUCCGCUCGUUCCAACUGUCUGUGAAAGCGGAGUGUCGUUGUUUUAAUUUCAUUUUUUUAAUUGAUUGUUUUCAGAGGUUUCUGAAACACAGAAAGAUUCAAUUUUCAAUUUUGCAAAAAAAUAAUUGGAAAUUUUCGCUUCACAAAGAAAAUGUUUCAAGUUUCACUCCAGAAUUAAAAAAAAAAAUUAUGUUUUCUAGUAGUUUUCGACCAACUUAUCACUAUUCCGUUGCCUAAAUCUGCAGAACUCAACUCCUAAUAUGAGUUAUUUUUGUAAGUGGCAGGGGAUUUUAGGAGCUGAAAACUUGCUGAUUUUCAUUCAAAUCUGACUGAAAAUUAGCUAGUUUUCAGCUCCAAAAAUCUCAAAUUUUUGACUUUGCCACGUCAUAACUCAUAUUAGGAUUCGAGUUUUGGAAUUUUAGACAUCGGAAUAAUGAUCAGCGGCAUACGUCGCAUAGCCUCGUUCUAAAUCUACCAGUGCAUACCCCUAUUAUUGAAAAUUUCUGGGAAAAGGGAUACCCCCUACCCUUUUCCCUUUUUCUUUUUUAUUUGCAGUUGUAAAAACUUGAUAAUCAUAAUUUUUCUUAAAAUUUGAGCUCAAAAUUGCUUCACUUCGGCAAAAAUCUCAUUCUCAUCACUUUUGAGUCAAAUUUUGAUUAAAAAUUUCUAUUUGUCAAAAAACAAAAAAAAUACGUUUCAAAAUUUUGAUAUAAUUUAUUAUCAAAUAUUUUUUUCAAUAUGACUCCUAUUCAAUAAAUCUCAAAUUUUGAUUAAAAAUUCCUAUUUGUCAAAAAACAAAAAAUACGUUUCAAAAUUUUGAUAUAAUUUAUUAUCAAAUAUUUUUUUCAAUAUGACUCCUAUUCAAUAAAUCUCAAAUUUUGAUUAAAAAUUUCUAUUUGUCAAAAAACAAUAAUUUAUUAUCAAAUAUUUUUUUCAAUGUCACUUUCAUUAUGUAUACCUGCAAAAAGCGAUGUUUGAAAGACUUUCGAGAUUCUCAAUGUUUAUACCUUUAACGUGUUCAUUUCAAAACCAGGCGGGUUUUUUCUUGAUCUUUGGGAUUUCGUAUUGAGAAUAAAUUAAAACCAAAAUUCUCAAAAUUUGGAUGAAAAUUCUGAAAUUAUCGAUAGAUAGAGUACAAAAAUGAGAAAAUUUCUGAAGUUUUCUGAAGUGACAACCCCUCCUCGGGUCGAUUACCCCACGCAUGCGACGUAUGAUCAGCGGGUUGAAAACUACUAGAAAACUUAUUUUAUUUUUUUAAAUUCUAUAUGUAGAGUGAAAAUUCCACGCACAUUUUUCAAACCCCAAUUUUUUGCAGAUUGAAUAUCAUACCGAAGAAACACGAAAAGUUCAAAUUGAAAAAGAUCAACUAGAAAUGAAAAUGGUAAAUGAGAAGAAGAAACAUGAAGCAAUUGUAUUAUAUUUGAUACAAGAAAGAAAACAAAUGUUGCUGAAAAUGCACGAAUUGAAAAUGAAUGCCGAACAAUUAUUAUCACAACAAAAACCCAGUACUUCUUCGACGAAUUUAAAUGAUCGAGAAUUGAUUGAAGAAUUGAAGAAGGAAGUAACAUUCCUGAGAUCUGAGAGAGAAUCAUUGACAAAGACGCAGAAAAUUAUGAAGGUUGAGAAUUUGAGCCUGAAGGAGACUGUUAGAGGGCAAGAGGCGGAUUUGCAAUUGUUGAGGAAGAAUUUGUCGAGUGGAAGUAAAAUUGUGGAAAAAAUGACGGUGGGUUGGGAAGAUUUUUUGAAAAAUUAUUGAAAAAAAAAUAAAAAUAAAAUACGUUUCAAAAAUUUAUGAAAAUUAUUUCAUUUUUGAAAUGAAAUAAUAUAGAAAUUUUAUUCCAAAAAAAAAAAAUAAAACUAGCGAAUAUCGCCGGAAACUUGUAAAUGUUAAUAGAAAUUCGAAAAUAUUUUGUAUUUACAGCAUGGAUUUUUGACUUUUUUUAAAACUUGCAAAAAAUUCCUGGAUAUGCUUUUUUUCGAUUUCGAGUUUGUGAAACAGUGAAUUUUCUGGUUGAAAUUGUGCUACGUGGAUUUUCUGGUUGAAAUUGAGCUACGUGAAUUUUCAGCUCAAAAAUUUGCCACGUGGAUUUUCAACAAAAAAUGUUGUCACAUGGAUUUUUGGAAAAAAGUAACUUUAAAAAAUUUCAAAUUGUAUCGAAAAUUCACUGUUUUACAAACUCGAAAUUGAAAAAAAGCAUAUCCAGGAAUUUUUUGCAAGUUUUAAAAUCUUAUAAUUUCAGAAGACAUUUUAAAAUUGAUCUGAAACUCAAAAAUUUGGUCACUAACUCAUAUCUUUUGAGAGAAUUCAUAGAGUUUUUGAAAAAUUAUUGAAAAAAAAAUAAUAAAAUACGUUUCAAAAAUUUAUGAAAAUUAUUUCAUUUUUGAAAUGAAAUAAUAUAGAAAUUUUAUUCCAAAAAAAAAAAUAAAACUAGCGAAUAUCGCCGGAAACUUGUAAAUGUUAAUAGAAAUUUGAAAAUAUUUUGUAUUUACAGCAUAGAUUUUUGGCUUUGUGGAAUUUUUAACAAAAUUUCACUGAAAAUCAAUAAAAACUUUGUUUUUUUCUCGAAAAAUUAACAGCUUGGCUUCUGAAAAUUUUUGUAAGGUGUCUGUUUGUUUUUUCAAUAUUCCUUAACUUGGCCUAACUCUAGAGAGUCAAAAUUUUAACUAUGUCAUCCAGAAUUUUUAUUUGUUAAAUUUAAAUUGGAAUAUUUUAACUUUUCAAAUUUUUAACACGUAAAUUAUUUAUUUUUUCACAUUAACAGGUUCUAGGUAUCAAAAUCCAGUUCUAAUUGAAAAUAUUUCAAUUUUUCUGUAACUAAUCGAAAUUCUGAACUGAAUAUUUGAAAAUCCUGAUUUCAAACCUGGAUUUAGACAAAGUUAAGCAUUUUACAAUUUGAAAGAAGUUUUAAUUGAUUUUCAGUGGAUUUUGAUGAAAAUUUUCACAAAAUUUGCAAUAUUUUUUGUUAGAAAACCUAAAAUUUUGUUUUUGAUUGGAAAAAUUAUGUUUUUUUUACAACAUAUUCAUCUGCAUAGACUAAUUCUCAAAUCUGAAGAUAUUUUUUUUCCAGCUCCCCCAUCUCAAUCAAGACAUUGGAUCUCUAAUCGUUGCAAAUCGAGGUGCAACAUCAGCUGGAUCUACAAUCAAAUCAAAUACAACAACCUCACCAUCAACAGCAAAUUCAUUGAACCCGUCAACAAGAUUAUCAUCAUCGAGUUCGUUUCCAAUCGAAAAAUCGCGUUUACCAAAAGCGCCGCCCUCACCAAUGAUGACGAAUAAUAAUAUAAAUGCACCACGAACAUCACUUGGAGCUGUUGCUGCUAUUCCGGGGUUUGUUUUGUUUUGGGAGAUGGGAAUUUGAACAUAUAUGUGGUUAAAAUUGUGCCACGUGGAUUUCAGAGGUCAAAAAUAUUCUGAUAAUUCAAGAGAUUUGGAAAUUGAUUUUGUUUGAUAAAUAAUAUGAGCUGUUUUAAAAAUCUAAUCUUUUUGAGAGUUUGAUUAUUUUCUAUAAUUUCUCUGAAAAAAUAUGAGUUUUGUUUGAAACAGUGGAUUUUUUUAUUUAUUGACCAAAUUUUUGAGUUCCAGAUCAAUUUUAAAAAUUGCGAAAAAAUUUAUGGCUAAUGUUUUUUCGAGUUUGUGACGAAUUUUUGAUCCAAUAAAAAACAUUUUAAAUCUAUAUUUUUUUCAAAAAAAUAUUACUUUUUGAACUCAAAAAUCCUUAGAGCUGAAAAUCCACGGGGCAAAUUUCAACCAGAUAAUCCACGUGGCAAAAUUUUGAGCUGAAAAUCCACGUGGAAAAAUUUUUUCAUACCCCUAUUAUUGAAAAUUUCUGGCAAAAGGGAUACCCCCUACGCUUUUUCCUUUUUCUUUUUUAUUUGCAGUUGUAAAAACUUGAUAAUCAUAAUUUUUCUUAAAAUUUGAGCUCAAAAUUGCUUCACUUCGACAAAAAUCUCAUUCUCAUCACUUUUGGGUCAAAUUUUGAUUAAAAAUUCCUAUUUGUCAAAAAACAAAAAAAAAUACGUUUCAAAAUUUUGAUAUAAUUUAUUAUCAAAUAUUUUUUUCAAUGUCACUUUCAUUAUGCAUACCUGCAAUCAUCAUCAUUUAUUAUGUAUACCUGCAAAAAGCGAAGUUUGAAAGACUUUCGAGAUUCUCAAUGUUUAUACCUUUAACGUAUCCAUUUCAAAACCCGGGGUUUUUUCUCAAAAAUCCUUAAAGCUGAAAAUCCACGGGGCAAAUUUCAACAAGAUAAUCCACGUGGCAACAUUUUGAGCUGAAAAUCCACGUGGCAAAAUUUUGAACUUGGAAAUCCACGUUGCUAAAUUUUGAGCUGAAAAUCCACGUGGCAAGAUUUUGAACUUGGAAAUCCACGUUGCUAAAUUUUGAGCUUAAAAAUCCACAUUGUUAAUUUUUGAGCUGAAAAUCCACGUGGCAUAAUUUUUAGCUCGAAAAUCCACGUGGCGAAAUUUAGAUGAGCUGAAAAUCCUCGAUUCAUAAUUUCAGCCAGAAAAUCCACGUGGCAAAAUUUUUGAACUGAAAAUCUACGUGGCAAAUUUUCGAGCUGGAAAAACUACGAUUUACAAUUUCACCCAGAAAAUACACGUAGCAAAAUUUUGAACUCGAAAAUUCACGUAGCACAUUUCCAACCAGAAAAACUACGCAGCAAAAUUUGGAGCUAAAAAAUUUCCAAAAAAAAUUGCAAAUUUUCACUGUUUCAAAAAAAAAAAUUAUAAGCCUUCUGUGAAUCCAAAAAAUCAAUUUCAAUUAGUUUGCUGCAAUUUUUCAAAAAUCAGUCAAGAAUUCAACGUGUCUUUCAGAAAUUCUCGAACAAUGAGUUCGCCCGUCAAAAAGACGCCAGCAAUGGGAGUUUCAUCAACAACAGUUCGACGACCACAAACAUCUGGAAAUAUGCAAAUCACACCGGAAUUAGAACAACUUGAAGCUGCAAUUCAAAGUAUGAACGGUGAGUUUUUUGCGGGGAAGGCUUUGGGCAAAAAAAAUAUUGAAAUAUUCUCAAACAUACGUCGCAAAGCCUCGUUUCAAAUCCACCAGUGCACACCUUUAUUUUUGAAAAUUUCUGGCAAAAGGGAUAACCCCUCCCCCUUUUCCUUUUUCAUUUUCAGCAUAUAAACUUGACAAUCUACAUUUUUUGAUAAACUUUGAGCUUCAUUUCGGCAAAUAUUCUCAUUUUCACCGCUUUUGAGUCAAAUUUUGAUUCAAAAACUCUAAUUUUUCUAAAACAAAAAAAUACGUUUCAAAAUUUUGAUAUAAUUUAUUUUCAAUUUUUUUCAAUGUUUUGUAUAAGAAAUAGUAAUUUCGAGAAUAGAUCAAAAGUUUUGAUUCAAAACCAAAAUUCUCAAAAUUUGGAUGAACAUUUUGAAAUCAAAAUUCGUGGAAAUUUUAAUCACUCCCAAUAAGUGUUAGAGUACAAAACUCAGAAAAAUUCUUCAAAAUGUUUUCUCAAGUGACAUUCCCUUCCAAAAACUGGGGUGAGUGAUAACCCCUCCUCGGGUCGAUUACCCCACGCAUGCGACGUAUGUUCUCAAAAAUUCGCUCUGGGAUCUUUUUUUCUUGAAAAAUUCACAUUUUGAGAUCCUGAACCCCAAAAAUCGCUACAACACUCAAUUUUUCAUGAAAAAUUGAAUUUUUGAGGUCUCGGACUUUAAAAAUCGCUACAAGACUGAAUUUUUCAUGAAAAAUUGAAUUUAUGAGAUCAGGAACCCUAAAAAUCGCUAUAGGACGCGAAAAUUUCAAUGAAUGACUUCUAAAUUGAAACUUGAAAAAUGUCUGAAAUAAAUUUUGCUCAAUAUUCGAAAUUCUCAUGAAAAUCGGAUCUUAUAGCGAUUUUUAAGGGUUCGGGACUUCAAAAAUUGAAUUUUUCAUGAAAUAUUGAGUUCUGGAGCACAAACAAUCAUUGAAUUUUUCAUUAAAAAAUUAUUUUGCUGAUCCAAAACCUCAAAAUCUGGAAAUUUUUAUAAAAAUGAGACUUAUAGUGGUUUUUGGGGUUCAGGACCUCUGAAAUUGAAUUUUUCAUGGAAAAAUGAGUUCUGGAGCAACUAUUAGAGUGCAGGACUACAAAAAUUUGUAAUUUUCAUAAAAAUCGGGAGAAAAAACCCCAAAAUCUAUAUAUUAUUGAUGUUGUGAAGUAUUGUGAUUUUUAGUUUUGUCAAAAACCUCACCCCGCACAACAUCAUCAUUUUCGACGUCAACAAUCACAAAACGAAGUUCGAGCCUACCACGAGAGCAGAAUAAUAAUCCGAGAAGAAGUUUGCCAGCUCAAACAAUGACACAACAACAACAAAAAACAACAAAUAUGAACAAUUCGACGAAUUCAAUGAUUUCGACAACGAGAAUUGGUAGGUUUUUGUAGUGAUGUGAUUGGGAAAAAACUGUGCCAGGGUUGCAGAAAAUGGGCGGGGCUUGAAUUUCAGGGGAUUUUAAUUGUGAAGUUUAUAAAUCUUGAGAAAAAACUGUGCGAGACUUGCAGAAAAUGGGUGGGGCUUUUCCAUCAAAAUUCAAAAUUUUUAAAAAUUGGGUGUCAAAAAAUCCCCAAAUCAAAAUGGAUGUCAAAAAUUCCCCAAAUCUCCCGCUGAAUUCAAAAAACUGUGCCAGAGUUGCAGAAAAUGGGCGGGGCUUAAAUUUUCCAUAAAAAUUUAAAAUUUUUCAAAAUUGGCUGUCAAAUCCCCAAAUCAAAAUAAGUGUCGAAAAAUUCCCCAAAUUUCAUGUUGAAUUCAAAAAAAAACUGUGCCAGGCUUGCAGAAAAUGGGCGGGGCUUAUUUUUUCCAAUGAAAAAUUCAGCGCUAAUUUCUUCGCCCCAUACAAAAAAUCCCAUUUUCCAGCCGGACCAUCAAACAAUUUGGCAAGUGAGCGAAAAUUGUCUGGAACCGUCAAACGAAACAACGGAAUUCUCGCAAAAGCAUUCGGAGGAAGUGGAGCAAAAUAA
Caenorhabditis angaria is the source of this 8407-nucleotide messenger RNA. The record is from the annotation of a GenBank genome assembly. NCBI's taxonomy places the organism in Eukaryota, Metazoa, Nematoda, Chromadorea, Rhabditida, Rhabditidae.